GGGUGCAGGACGCGCGUUGCUGAGCGCGGUGUGCAACGAGUCCAACGCAGGGUCAGGGGCACCCUGAGUCAGAUCGGCUCCAAACUUCCCCGGCUGGGACUCAACAACCAGAAGCUACCCAAAGUCACCGUGAACCCACACGAGGUAGACCACACGUACCACUGCAGCUUUGUGGAGCAGCCCUCACCCUCUUGGACCUCCGUGGACUCCUUCUCCUCCUUCGACACCAUGGAGGAUGGCCCUGUGUACUGCAUCCCCGAAGGCAGCGCGCGAGGCUCCGAGAUGGCGGAAAUCCCGGAACUGGAGCCGGAGCUGGAUCCGGACUCUGACUCCGACUCCGCGGGGCCCGCGGUGGGCACCCCGCCUCGCCCGUCCGCCGAGCUACCCCCAGCCAACCACGCCGCCGGUAGCUCACCAGCAACAACGAUCGCCACGGCAACAGCAACAACAACAACAGCAGCAGCAGCAGCAACGGCGGACUACUCGAUGCUGUCGGAGGCGCACACGAAGGUGCCAGCCGUGUAUGCCCACGUGCACCCGCCCGGCGCCACCGGCGCCACCGGCACCACCGGCGCCACGCCGCUGUCGUCCCAGCGUGGCAGGAUGGGGGGGGGGCGUCACGGGCGCGCCUCCUCUCGGCACCGCGAGCUGCCGACGCCGCCGCCGCCGCCGCCGACGUUGCCGGCGGCGACGACGCCGCCGCCGCCGCCGCGGCCGCCGGACCCCACCACCAAGCCCAAGCUGUCGUGGUUGCACGGCGGCGACGCUGUUUACGACGUGCCCCUGCCGGGCGGUGCCGGCGCCGGCCACCGGCGGAGGCGGGUGGGCGGUGCGGCGGCGCAGGGCGGCG
This is a messenger RNA of Petromyzon marinus (sea lamprey), 850 nucleotides long. NCBI's taxonomy places the organism in Eukaryota, Metazoa, Chordata, Hyperoartia, Petromyzontiformes, Petromyzontidae. The record is from RefSeq and is a predicted model, not a curated record.